AUGUCUGAUACCCAACUAGGUGUCCCGGAAGGCACUGGUGUACCCAAGCGCAAGCGUGAGAGCAGUGAUAGUGGUGGCCCUGAUGUCCAGCGUCUAAACAGAUCGUCGCAUGGAAGCAAUGGCAGCAUCCCUGCCCCGGAUCCCCAGCCCAAUUUCACACACAGCGCUCUUGGCUCGUACGACCACGGCUUACCAAACACGACAUCAGAACUGAAUAUCGACCAGCAAAUUCUUCAACAUGUUGGCACUCAAAACGGCAUCUCUGAUGAGAAUGCUCUGACCGCCAAGGCCGCUCUAGCUGCACAUAAUCCCCAGAACAAAUACCCUCCCCCACCGGAUACUACAUUCGACAACAACCUAGGACAUGGCUUAACUUUUGGAGACGAUAUGGGUCAGGGUAUGGGCGCCACCCAUACUCACAACUCUACUGCCGCUGCAGUGUAUGCUGCUCGUGAAGCGCAGAGCAUGAACCAGAAACCCACUGUCGGGUCGCCUGAAUGGCACCAGAUUCGCAAGAACAAUCACAAAGAAGUUGAGCGUCGACGUCGCGAAGCGAUUAACGAGGGUAUCAACCAGAUUGCCCGGCUUGUGCCCAAUUGUGACAAGAACAAAGGUGCUAUUCUGCAACGUGCGAUCGAAUACAUCUGCCAGUUGCAUGAGGAAAAGAAAGCCAUGAGUGAGCGAUGGGAGCAAAAUAAUAUGACGACAAGUCAUGCAAUCAGUGAGAUUAGCGCCCAAAACUCCAAGCUAAAAAUGGAGGUGAACCGUCGCGGCGAUAUUGCACAGAAGUGGGUGCAGCGGUGUCGUGACGCCGGCCUGGAAUUUGAUGACUACGACGAAUCCAAGGAACUAGAGCCACUUGAUGUCGAUCAAAGUCAGGUUUGA
Messenger RNA from Aspergillus ochraceoroseus IBT 24754, 885 nucleotides. Its product is annotated as putative HLH DNA binding protein (Penr2). The record is from RefSeq and is a predicted model, not a curated record. The coding region runs from base 1 to 885 and encodes 294 amino acids. Gene Ontology annotation, molecular function: DNA-binding transcription factor activity; protein dimerization activity. Gene Ontology annotation, cellular component: nucleus. Lineage: Eukaryota; Fungi; Ascomycota; Eurotiomycetes; Eurotiales; Aspergillaceae. The transcript has 2 exons.